Durotheca rogersii is the source of this 2541-nucleotide messenger RNA. RefSeq lists its product as uncharacterized. Gene Ontology annotation, biological process: vesicle-mediated transport. Gene Ontology annotation, molecular function: small GTPase binding; guanyl-nucleotide exchange factor activity. The transcript is spliced from 4 exons. The record is from RefSeq and is a predicted model, not a curated record. Bases 84 to 2240 code for a protein of 718 amino acids. Gene Ontology annotation, cellular component: cytosol; endocytic vesicle. NCBI's taxonomy places the organism in Eukaryota, Fungi, Ascomycota, Sordariomycetes, Xylariales, Xylariaceae.
GCUGGCCGUCUUCGCUACCCGCAUUGUCUUGACGGCCGCUCUUCUUCUGCCGAUACCCGGACAAGAGAAUUGCUAGCAUCUUCAUGGCACCCACGACCCCAUCCAAGGGCUCCGAACCGAAGCCUGGGUCCCUUCCGAGCUCGAACUCUUUCCCGCACCAGGCCUCGGACGUGAAUGACCCCCUGACGCGUCCCCAACGCGCCAGCACCAUCCAGAAUGGCGCGUCCCCGAAGGUCACUAUCAUACAGGACACGCCGCCGGAGAAGGCCCGGAAAGAGAGAACCGAUACGUUUGAAUCAGAGACCUCGGACGAUGUGAUAGAGGCUCCGCGGGCAUCGGUCGACAUGGAGGAGAUACCAAUCGAGUUGGUGAGCAAGACGGACAACUUCAUCGAUUCCCUCACUGCCAGAGUCCACCCGACCCCGCCGAAUAUCGACAAUCUUUCUAGGUUGUUUCAAGACUUUUACCAUGUAGCUGCUUCACAUAUCCAAACACACAUUGCGAGCCUCGCUACUCGGCAAAUGCGGGACCGAGAGGCCUCUCUAGCCUCGUCGAGUUACUCGAGAGCUUCUGCUGCUAGUCUGUUGAGAGCGAAGGCAGCUUCUUUCAGCAAUAAGGAGAAAGCCAAAUCAACACCGUCCAAGGAGGAGCAACAAAUGCUCACAGUCGACGAACUCGCGGAAAGAAAGCGAGCUAGGAGAGCGCUCGAGCAGAAGAGGGUCUUGCUCGAGGAAGCCGUCGAGAGACGGCUCUGUGAGGGCAUAUACUAUCGCAUAUAUCGCCAUAGAAGCACCCAAGACGAGGCGCAGGAUGACAAGCUCAGAUCCAAGACGGCCGCCCUCGCUCUCGUAGGCAUCGGUCCCGGAGACCUGGGAGUUGAUCUCGGCGAUCGUUCUGAGGAGGAGACUCCCGAAUCUCUGGCAAAGAAGCAGGACGAAAUCCGACACUACUUGGAACAAGCUCGUAAAGACUUGAUGCUCAUGCACGAGAAGAGGUAUCCGCUGGGAAAGCUCAAUCACCUCAAAGCCGCCCAUAAGAGCAUCGUGGAUACGCUGUCCCACUUCCACCCCUCCUCGUCGGCGGACGAGAUCAUGCCGAUGCUGAUAUAUACCCUAAUUACUAUGCCACCCGAGAAGCUGAAUGUGAUCAGUGAUUCCAAUUUUAUACAAAGAUUCCGUUGGGAGGAGAAACUCGAGGGAGAAGCCGCAUACUGCUUGACGAAUCUCGAGGCCGCGAUUACCUUCUUACAGACGGUAGAUCUCGCCAGUCUUCGGGCGGACGAAGCCUCGUCGGGACCGCCCAAGCUAGAGAACCAGCCUGGGGUGCCGAGGGCGGAGACGUUCCCGCCAGCUUAUACUGCUGGCCUGUCCGCGUCCGCGUCCAGCUCGGCCGCCGCAGUCCCCGAGAGUACACAGGAUGUGAAGGCCACCUCGUCAUCCGCGAGCUUGCGGGCCGCCGUCCAACGCCGCAGGUUGAGCGAUCUUAUUCAAACGCCAGCUCAUGCUAUCGGGACUGCAAGUGACUCAUUAUUCAGCACCGCCGACCAGAGCUUCAAAACCAUAGGAAUUAGCUUGGGCGAUAGCUACAAGUUCCUUCUUGGCAAACUUCGAGAUAGCUCUGCGAGUGGACGGGAAUUAAUAGUGCCACGAACUCUAGAUGACGCACGGAAACUCAUUGGCACUCCGCCGCCAGACGAUGACGCCUCCGUCGACGGCACAAUCAUAGCUCCGGGAAGCGAGGACAGGAUAUUGUCCCUAGUUGGUGGCAAGGGGACAUCGAGGGAUCGUAGUGCAGAUAGCGCGAGGAGCGCGAGGAGUGCCGGCAGCUCGAAGAGAUUAGCCGAGGAAGCCAAGGAGAAAGCGGCUGCUGCAACGUCGUCAGCUGCACCCAAUCCGGCGCUGGUUGACCAGAUGCGGAGUCUUGGUAAUUCCCUGAACCCCAUGAACCGCUUCUCUGGGAUCGGCAUGAUGCGCGGCUUCGGACGUACAGCCACGGCUCCAGCACCGCCGGCGAAGGACGUCGCGGUUAAGCCGGCAGACGGCGGAGACCUGGCCACGGCCUUCCCGGAUCUUGCCGCGUCCUUACCGCCGAAAGAUACCCCGAAGAUCGACCCCCCCAAGAAGAAAUUCAUGGAGCUCCAGAACCCUGCGGAUUUAAGAAUCGGCGACGUCCUGGAGCUGCUCCGGGACUACCGCCGGCUCGCCGGCGCGCUCAAGGACAUGGAUGCCUUUAAGGAAUAGGCCAACUAACCGAACGUGCGUACGUCAUGGUAACCACGCGCAGUAACGGGCAGGACGGCUAGCUAUCAGAGUGCAUCUGGGACGGGAUCGGAGUAGUGGGCUAUUCUCAACACAUUUUCGCAUGGUACGGAGUUUCCGAGCGGGCAAGGAGACGACGGGAAGAGGCAGUAUUUGGGGGGUUUUUUUUGGUUUUGUUUUUUGAGAUAUUCUGGGGUCUGACAUAGACAGGGGUGGGAUCAGAAGGCUACUCGCGCCCCUCUCUCUACUUACACCAGGGGUGCUUUGAAACAUGAAAGCAUAC